Messenger RNA from Onthophagus taurus, 1179 nucleotides. The record is from RefSeq and is a predicted model, not a curated record. NCBI's taxonomy places the organism in Eukaryota, Metazoa, Arthropoda, Insecta, Coleoptera, Scarabaeidae.
AUGGUAACAAAUUUAAACAUAUCAAUUUAUUUAAAUCGAAGUUUACAAAAAUGUUUUACUAAAUAUAACUUCAAAAGAUGUUUAACAUUAUCAUCAACAAUUCGUAAUAAAUCUUGCGACAUAGACACCUUUAUGUCAUCGCUUCCAAUGAUUUUUAAUAACAUUUGUAAUCAUUUUAAAAACGAAUUGUAUGGACUGGAUAGAGAAGCUAUGGAAUAUAAUUUGCUUUUAGGGAAGAAAAUUUGUGGAUUAUCGGUCAUUCGAAAUUACGAAGUUCUUGAAGACUCUGAAAAGCUAACUCAAAGGAACUUAAACCUUGCUUAUAUUCUUGGGUGGUGUGCAGAAUUUAAUCAUACCGCGCUUCUUAUGGAAAAUGAUAUACUAGAGAACUCAACAAGACGAAGUAAUGUUCUAUGUUGGCAUAAACUAAAAGGAGUUAAUAAAAGUACAUCCGAUUUUGCGAUAAUUAACGCGUUAAUUUAUCAUUUAUUAAAACAACAUUUCUCUAAUUCACCAAACUACACGAAAAUGAUAGAAUUAGUGCGUGACAUCACUUACAAAGCUCUAAACGGACAAACUUUAUAUACUAUGAUGACAGUAGGUAAAUCAAAUUUAACCGAUUUUACCAUGAAGAAAUAUCAAAUAAUCACCAAAUACAAAACGACAUAUCCAAUGAUGAUUCUACCGUUUUUCUUGGCGAGUUAUUUAACGGAUAAAGGUGAGCCCGACUUAUUUAAAGAACUGAAUAAUAUAUUUUUUAAAUUGGGCGAAUGUUAUUAUAUCGAGAACGAUUUCAAUAAUUAUUAUGGAGAAAAUGGUAAUGAUCAGAACGGUGCUAUUAAAGAGGGUAAAUGUACUUGGUUGAUUGUAAAAGCUUUGGAAAAGGCGAAUUUUGACCAAAAAAUGAUUUUAAUGAAAAAUUAUGGUAAAAAACAUGAUGAUUCUGUUAAAAGGGUGAAAGAAAUUUAUGAAACCUUGAACAUUUUUAAUGAUUAUAAGGAGCAAAAUGAAGAAUUACGAAUUGAAGGUUUCGAACAUUAUCAUGAAUUGUUUAUAAAAAUUUGUGAGUGCAUUAACAGUAUGAAAAAACGGCCGAACCCGAAAGACCCAUCUUUACAGACCGAAGGUGCUAAAAAACCGUUUACAGACGAAGGGUUAAAAGGAAACGAUGUGGUAUAA